AUGCAGGAUUCUAGCCUGGCACAACCAACAGAUUCACACUCCAGUCCUGAACAGGCCCCAAUCACUGAUUUUUGCCCCGAAUGGUCCUACACAGAGGGCAGUACUAAAGUACUAGUGACAGGACCUUGGUUUUCUACAAGCUGUUCCUAUAGUUGUGUGUUUGGGGGUACUAGUGUACCUGCUCUUCUUGUACAACCAGGAGUCCUCCGCUGUUUUGCACCAGCUCAUGAACCUCCUGGUCUGGUAACUCUGCAUGUUCAGAGUGAGCAUUAUAUCAUCUCUACAACUGUACUAUUUGAAUACAAGGCCAGGGAAAAACAAAAUACUUCUCAUAGCCAGCAGGACUGGUUUUCUGUUGAUGAAGAUCAACUGCGUUUAAUGGUGCUAGAACGUCUGGAACAGCUGGAGAAGCGACUAAACACUUCUCAAAAGGAAAUAUCUAGUGAACAAUCUCAGAAUUCUCAACAGAGCCAUGAUUUUGAAUGGCGCCUUGUGCAGCACAUUACAACCCUUUCCCGACUGCCUUGGGCCAACAAUGAUGUCUUCCCCAAGGCUGGACCUGGGGGGAUGACCCUUUUACACCUGGCUGGUGCCCUUGGUUAUGCUGAAAUGUGGGCUUGCGCCAAGGGUUAUAGUGAGGCUGCUCAGACCCUGUACCAUUGGAACCGGGGUCCGCUGAAGGUCUGCAACAAGGAUGGGUUACUACCCUUGAUGGCAGCCCGGCAUCAUGGCCACCACAACCUGGCUAACAGCAUUGAGUUGCUGGAGCAGGCUCACAACAACCCCAAGGCCAUCACACCUCGUAUGAUUAGUGUGUCUGGAACAACUGAAUCAUCUGGGGCUAGUGGUUCUAUCACAAGCAGCAUGAGUGACACAUUCCUUACCCCUGAUAAAAUUGUUACAGUCACUGCCUCAAACAUGAUGACUGGUAGCCAGUCCACUAGCUCUUUUCCGUCAACCAUAUCGACUGCAUCUGAUGACUCUGGCAAUGACAGUAUCUUCACAGGAGCCUCCUCUCCGCCGCCGCCACCACCACCUCCUCCUCCUCCACCACCACCAUAUCCAGGAAACAGCAAACUUAUCCGGAGGAUGAGUGAACAGUGUCUGGGCAGUGAGUCACAGUCUGUACAGAAGUCAAGCAAACGCUUCUCUGUGGAUUUUGUGUCACCCAAGCGUACAUCAGUCGAGAGAAGCUUGGCCUCCGAAGGCUUCUCCAAACCAGUGCGCGAAUCCAUGUCCGAGCCACAUUUGUCAAGUUUUUUCAAAUCAGCCCAACAGCAACAGCCCUUGCUGUCUGCAACAUCAUGUGGCAGUCAGUCGCAGGUGAUGGAUUCUCCACAUCAUAUUCCAGACAUACUGAUGCACACGGAUAGUUCCCUGAGCACAGAUCAUCUGUCUUCCACAGACUCCAUGUCACAGAGACUUAGAAGACAGAGCUCUGAAAGUCAUCUCAUCUUCUCUAUGGAUACUGAUGACCCGUCUUCUGCUCCGAGUGACAGUCCUUUGGUUGAUGGGGAACGGUUAUCAUCAGAUGAUGAGCUAAACAAAGUGCAUGAGAACCGAACUCUGGUGGGUGAAGAUGGCAGCGAAGAAGCCAAGAAGCACAUGGUCACACUUGCGCGACAGAUCAUUGAUGCCAUGCCUGAGCGCAUCAAAUCCUCACCCUCACGGGAGGAUUCUACUGCUGAAUCUGAAGAAAUGUGUCGCGAACGCAGCAGCUCUCAUAGCUCCCUAGCAUCACAGAAUUCUCCUAUUGCAUCGUCCUAUGGAGAAGAUUCUGGAAUUUCAACCCCACUUGGUGAUGGGCUUUCAUUUGAAGAUUACCGCUACAAUGACUUAGGUACACCCGCAUCAUCCCUAAGUCCUGACUCCACCUGCCUGCCAAGUCCUUACAGUCCAUAUUUCCAGAUAGAUUCUCCUCCACCAACAACUGCAGAUUUUACUGAAUAUUUUAAUGCCCCAGCAACUUACAUGGAGAAGGACUUCUCACAGCUAACAUUAUCAGAUCAGGAGCAACGAAAGCUGUACGAAGCGGCUAAAGUGAUCCAAAAUGCGUAUCGACAAUACAGAGACAAGCAGCAGUUACUGCAGCAGAGGCAAAAAGAAAUCGAGGCUGCCAUCCUCAUCCAAAGUUACUACCGCCGUUACAAGCAGUAUGCAUACUUCAAGAAGAUGACGCAAGCAGCAGUAUUAAUCCAGAGUCAGUUCCGAAGUUAUUAUGCACAAAAACGGUACAAAAAAUCACGUGGUGAAGUAGAUGUAUCACUGCAGAACCAAUAUCGUAGCUACAAGGAACCAGAGCGGCUGAAGAAGAGUCGCAAUACAUCUGUUAUAAUUCAACAAAGGUUUAGGAGCCAUUAUCAACGCAAGCAGCCAGAGGAGCUGGAUGGGAACCAAUUGUCUCAGUUUGUGGGUGAAGCAGGAGAGAGUUCACCACCCAACCAAAGCUCCCAUGCCAGCGUAGAAGCCCAAGCUGUCGGCACUAAUAUGGACAAUGAUGUCAAGUCAAAACCUCUGACUUCUGAAAGCAGGGGUCAGCAUCACUCUGAAAGGAAAGCAAAACCCAAACUGAGCAAAUCUGACCCUCAGGACACUAAUUUGGAUGCUGCCUCAAGUUCAGUAUGA
Acanthosepion pharaonis is the source of this 2625-nucleotide messenger RNA. NCBI's taxonomy places the organism in Eukaryota, Metazoa, Mollusca, Cephalopoda, Sepiida, Sepiidae. The record is from the annotation of a GenBank genome assembly.